AUGCAUCACCAACUUUCGUCAGAACCCACGGGGACGAGUGUACACGCGUCCACUGGUGGGCAACAGAUCAGGUCUGAGCCAUUGGCGUCCACCAUUCGAAAGAGCCAUAGUCCCUCUAUGACGGUACCGGGAAGCCCAUCUAAACACAACGCCCCAUCGAAGAGGACUGCAGCUGGGAUCUCCAAACACCUUGUCGAUGCCCCUGGAGGGGACCACCCUUCCGAAGUAGACAGUCCCGAUCGACGUCGCUCUCAUAGUAUUGGCUCCCUAUCGCGUGAGAGCAGGAUUGCAGCGUUGUCCGUUCACCUGCGAACGCGGUUAUCGUAUGCUGCCGCCAAGGUUGAGAAGAGUAGGAAGAUCCAUGGCGUCCAUGCUCAUUCCUUAUCGCCUAGUACAGAAUCUCUCGCUAAGGUUGGACUGUUGCCCGCCUCCAGCGAGAUAGAGGCUCAGCGUUUGGGAGAAAAUAGCUCACCAGAUGGAACCACAAUGUCUGCGCCGGAUCCACCCUCAACAACCAGUUUCUACACCCCGAGCGGCCCUGGGCGGCUGUCUCCUGUGGUCCAAUCCGCCGAUGCCUCGCCACCCUCACACCUCGAUCUGCCAAAAUCCCAUCCCCGUCCAAAACUCGCACCCCCUGCAGAUAUUGCAGGUGGAAGCCGCAGUCGCCGUCGACGUCCCAACCCCAACGAGCCGCUGCACCACCCGAAAGUUUCUGUGUCACUGCAUCGCAGACAUCGUUCUUACCAAGAGGUUGGCGUGUCCAGGCCAGCUGCAAAUUCAGAGAAGGUGCAGGUCCCUGGGACUCCUCCUCUUGGCCCAAUGCGUCAGGCUUCUUAUAACGGUACGGUUGGUCAUCAAAACCACAAUCGAAAUAGCGCUAUGGAACAGGACGCUAUUGAAACUCUGCUUUUCAUGUCCAGUCCUGGACAUUCGGGCUAUCACUCAAGCUCCCAGCAUUCCCAACGUCAACGAAAUAUAUUUCAGAGCAGCCACGAUUCCAGAAGCUCGGCCUCUCGAGUGCCCCAUAGUCAAGACUCUCAAGUCAGUAAUCCCCGUGGUCGGCCUAUGCCAGUUUCAAACGACCAAGGGAUUGGCCUAGAAUUGCACGCUGGAGACGAGAUCGACCGGAUUCUGGAUCAAAUGGACAGUGACAGCGAUGACGAAGUCAAGUUUGCUUCGACCCAGUCCAGCUUUACAGACCAUGGCUCUAAGCAAGCUGACAGCUCUCAAGAGCAUAACCGACGAGGUGGAUGA
This is a messenger RNA of Aspergillus eucalypticola CBS 122712, 1254 nucleotides long. RefSeq lists its product as uncharacterized. The record is from RefSeq and is a predicted model, not a curated record. NCBI's taxonomy places the organism in Eukaryota, Fungi, Ascomycota, Eurotiomycetes, Eurotiales, Aspergillaceae. The transcript has 2 exons. Gene Ontology annotation, cellular component: cytoplasm; SBF transcription complex. Gene Ontology annotation, molecular function: transcription coregulator activity. Bases 1 to 1254 code for a protein of 417 amino acids.